AUGAGGAGGCGCCCGUUGCAACUGAGCAAGGUGCUGAGGAGGAGGUUCCGCCUCUUGCUGAUCUUGGGGCUGCUGGCCGUGGGGCUCUGUGCAGCCUACUUGGAGGUGGUGGCGCUGACCGACGGGGGAGGACACCCCUUGAACCGCAGAUAUGGAAGCUGGGGUGAGCUGGCUAAAGCCCUGGGAAAUCAGGAGAGCCCUAUACUGGAUCCAAGCCUUCAGUUUUAUCUGCCUCAGAAACCAAAAUAUCAAAUUGAGAACCGAGCAACUGGAAGAAACCAGAGCAACAGAACAGAUUCUACAGCAUCGGACAAUUCUGCCUCCUUGAGGCUUGAGCUCCGAGGCCAAGUCAACCUCCAUGUUUUUGAGGACUGGUGUGGUGGCUCUAUUGAACAACUGAGGAGGAACCUCCACUUUCCACUGUAUCCUCAUACAAGAACCACUUUGAAGAAACUGGCAGCAUCUCCACAAUGGAAAAACUAUGGAUUACGCAUCUUUGGCUAUCUGCAUCCAUUCAGUGAUGGUGAGUUUCAGUUUGCCAUUGCUGCUGAUGAUAACGCAGAGUUCUGGCUGAGUCCAGGCAAGAAUAUCUCAGACCUGCAGCUACUGGCCAGUGUAGGCAAGACUGGGAACGAGUGGACAGCACCUGGGGAGUUCGGGAAAUUCAGGAGCCAACAGUCAAAGCCAGUGAAGUUGUCUGCCACGAACAGAUAUUACUUUGAGGUGCUGCACAAGCAAGAUGACAAAGGAACAGACCAUGUGGAAGUGGCAUGGAAGCUAAGUGACCCCGAAACUAAAUUUGCAAUUAUUGACUCUCAAUUCCUCUCCCUUUAUGCUAAUGAAACACUCUUUAAAAUGGAUGAGGUUGGUCACAUCCCACAGACACUAGCCACGCGUAUGAGCCGGAUUUCACACCAUGAGGGAGCAACGGAACACGCAGCAGAUAUGCUGAAGCCUGACCCUCGAGACACCAUUUAUAAAUUGCCUCUCAUAGGCAAGUCACAGAUACGCAGGAUCCUUCCAGACUGCCCUUACAAACCAAGCUACCUGGUCAGUGGAUUCCCACUGGAUCGCUAUCAGGGGCUCCAAUUUGUUCAUCUGUCUUUUGUAUAUCCCAACGACUACAGUCGUCUGAGCCACAUGGAGACGCACAACAAGUGCUUUUACCAGGAAAGCCCCUAUUAUCUAGAGAGAUUUGGAUUUUCCAAGUACAUGAAAAUGGACCAUCCAGAGUGGAGAAAUCUAGAUUCUGAAGAAACAACCAAACUGCCAGGUUAUGAAGAAGACAAUUUUGGUGAUGCCCAAUAUGCAGACCCAGAAACAGAAGACACAAUUCCUCCGUUAAAUUCCACUAGACCAAAGGCUGAAAGCGAUUCUGUCGUGGCUGCAGAAAACACAAAUGUUUAUGAUUAUUCUCCACAAAAGCAUCGGACUCUCUUAUCAAUUACCAGAAAAGAUACACAGAGCAAAGAUGUUAAAAGACAGAGGAUGGCUUCCAUCGCUCAGAGGAGCAAUAAAACCAACCCACAGGCAAAUUCACCAAUGAGGAGACCACCUUUGAAAGGCAGAGUCAAAGAAAGCUCCAGAAACUCCCCUCAUCAUGAUGGAAAUGUCGAAGUGUUAUCAGCCACCAAGAGAAAAGUGGGAGAGGAUGGCUUGCAGAUUAACAAAAAGCCCAAAGUGGCUGGAGAACAAAAUCAAUUAAGUCUUAAUGCAAAUAGAAAAAAGGACCCUUCGUUAUACACCACAAAAGUGAGGAGAGAAUCCCAAGUACUUGACAAAGGAGCUAGACGGGCAGCCCGCCAAGAGCAGCCUGUUCAUGAGGACCAGUGGCUCAACCAGGUAGAUUCAUAUAUAGCCAAGCAUAAGGCAGCAGAUGCUGCAAAUGUCAUUUUGGGAAGGGUGGACCUGGAUCCCCAGCAGCCUGCCAGGUCCGAUUCUCCUCAGCCAACAGUGCAAGAGGAAGAGGAUGAAGACCAGGUGGCCCUGGAAGAAGAAGAAGAGGACAAAGAGGCUGAUGAAGAGGAAGAGGGCUUUGAAUACAUGCCUGUGCCUCUGUUUGACCAGCUAGUGAACUGGGAGCAGACCUUCAAGGCCAAUAGCAUAGACUUCCAGAUGCUGCGGACAGACUGGAUUGACCUGAACUGCAACACUUCAGGGAACCUGCUCUUGAAAGAGAAGGAAGCCUUAGAGAUCACGAAAGUAUUCCUAAAGAAACUCAACCAGAGGCACAAAGGGCGAUUCCAGCUGCAGCACAUCUUGAACGUAGAGAAGCGGCAGGACCACAUACGGGGCAGCCGUUACCUGCUGGAGUUGGAACUGUUGGAGCGGGGGAAACGACUUGUCCGGAUCUCAGAAUACAUCUUUGCACGGAACUGGCACGGCGCGAGUAGCGACGAGGAGAAGAUUAUGAAAGACAUGGCUUGGGGCCACCGGCGUCACCUGAUGGCCAGCCCCGAUGAGCCGGUCCUGUGCUGGCCAUCAGCCUUUUACUGGAAUCACCGUGCCGUUGUCCACUUCAUCGUGCCAGUGAAAAACCAGGCACGCUGGGUACUGCAGUUCAUUUCUGACAUGGAGGAGCUGUUUAGGGUUACUAAGGACCCCAACUUCAAUGUCAUCAUCACAGACUACAGUAGUGAUGACAUGGAUGUAGAAAGGGCUCUGAAGAGGUCCAGCUUGCACAGGUAUCAGUACUUGAGGCUGACAGGGAAUUUUGAGCGCUCUGCAGGCCUGCAAGCUGGGAUCGACCUCGUGAAGGAUUUCCACAGCAUCGUUUUCCUGUGUGAUCUGCACAUCCAUUUCCCAGUAGGGAUCAUUGACUCAAUUCGGAAGCACUGCGUGGAAGGGAAAAUGGCUUUUGCACCCAUGGUUAUGAGGCUGCAGUGUGGUGCGUCUCCACAACGGCCUGAUGGGUACUGGGAGGUGAAUGGCUUUGGUCUCCUGGGAAUAUACAAGUCUGAUCUGGUUCGUAUUGGAGGGAUGAACACCAACGAGUUCAGGGAAAAAUGGGGAGGAGAGGACUGGGAACUCUUGGACAGAAUCUUUCAGGCCGGCCUGGAGGUGGAACGGCUCUCUCUCAGGAACUUCUUUCAUCACUUCCACUCCAAGCGGGGCAUGUGGAACCGACGUCCGCUGAAGAUAUGAUGCUCAUUUGCACUCCUAAGAAUUGGGAAGAAAACGAUCCUACCUCUAGCAUCUUCCAUCCAGAUCAUGGUUUUGGAACCUUUCCUACCAACACGUCACAGGAGCACUUCUGAUAAGCAAAAAUCAUAAAAU
Molecule: messenger RNA, 3276 nt
Organism: Elgaria multicarinata webbii
Lineage: Eukaryota; Metazoa; Chordata; Lepidosauria; Squamata; Anguidae
Gene: B4GALNT3
Product: beta-1,4-N-acetyl-galactosaminyltransferase 3
Exons: 20
Coding region: 1-3144 (1047 amino acids)
Cellular component (GO): Golgi cisterna membrane
Molecular function (GO): acetylgalactosaminyltransferase activity
Source: RefSeq, a predicted model, not a curated record